UUCAAGUGCGACAGUACCCGUAAUUCCUAGUGAUAUUUCUAUGAGAUACUUUUGAAAAAGAAAGUAUUCCCAAAAAAAAAAAGUUAAAUUGCCUAUUCAACUUAUACUUCUAGGCACUGAAAAAUUUCGCUUUAGUAGCAAAUCAAGAUGAUAGAAGAUAUCUUGAUUUUAAAUAGCUACUGAGAUCAAAAAUUGUAUUGCACAUUACCUUACACCCGUGCCCCCGCAAGUUCAUAAAAGGGACGUACGUACAAGGCAACCGCAUCAUGCUUGACGAAACAGACAAUGGGAUUAUUCACGAAAGACGUUGCCGUGGUUGACCCACCAAACAAAACAAAGAGAAAGAUCUGUUGGGACUCUCGUGACAAGUUUUUUGACUGUCUUGAGAGCAACAAGAUUGAAAACUCAUUAGAUCCAAAAAAAAGCGAGCAAGUCGAGUCAAGUUGUGGAGGCGAACGCGCCGAAUUUCAGAAGAACUGUGUUGCUUCCUGGUUUAAAUACUUCCAAGAAAAGCGCUACAACGAUAUCAAAAGGCAAAAAUAUAUCGCGCAGUUGGAGGCAGAGGGUGCCAAACCUUUGCCUUUCAAGCUAGACAGGAAGUAGCUCCGUAAAGUCUGUUCGCCCUCAUGUUGUAUAU
This is a messenger RNA of Metschnikowia bicuspidata var. bicuspidata NRRL YB-4993, 637 nucleotides long. RefSeq lists its product as uncharacterized. Bases 286 to 603 code for a protein of 105 amino acids. The record is from RefSeq and is a predicted model, not a curated record. The transcript has a single exon. NCBI's taxonomy places the organism in Eukaryota, Fungi, Ascomycota, Pichiomycetes, Serinales, Metschnikowiaceae. Gene Ontology annotation, cellular component: mitochondrial intermembrane space; respiratory chain complex IV; mitochondrion. Gene Ontology annotation, biological process: mitochondrial respiratory chain complex IV assembly.